GUGCACUAGGCUUACCUGCGGGCCUCUCUAAGCCUUGUCCCGGCCAUGCUUCGGACAUCACAUUCUGCUCCGAGCACAAGACAGAUCGUUUGACCAAACUGAGGAAGACCUAACGUGGACUUUGGACAUCUUUUAGGACUCAAAUGUGGGGUGUCAGCAUGAGUCUUCAAACCUCAAAAGUGGUGGCACUUCUGCUGCUGUCAGUGCACCUCCUGCAUGCGUCUGCCCUGCCAGCUGCGUCCUCUUAUGAGUUCAAUGCAUACAGGAUGCAGCAAUACAAUUUACAUCAGGACAAACAUGGUUGCCGUGGAGCUAUUGUGGUGGCAGAAGCAAGAUCAGCUGUGGAUACAAGUCUGACUCGCAGAUGUGUGAUCAUGAAGCUGCCUGAUUUCUCCACAGAGCGCUACCUAGAGGCCAAAAAGCAGAAUGCAGCAGCCCUUUUGAUACUGCUACCCCAAAACAUCUCUUCAGUACCAGAGGAUAUUGUGCAGGGCUUUAUGGUGGCUGAAUCUCAGGUCCUGCAGAAGGAGACCCUCAUGCCUGUAUAUGUGGUCCCAGAGGACGACCAGCUGCUCUGUAUGUAUGAAGAGGUCACUCAGGCUGCAGCAACUAAAUCUGCUUCUGUUCUAGUGAGAGUUCUCCGUAGUAUCAUCACCACUACUGCCUUCCAAAUAUUAGCAAGCAACAACUCCCCCAUCAAGCCUAUUACUGAUACCACCAUCAUUAGUUUAGAGGGAGUACUUCCUGGACUGGGAGAAGACCCACCCACUAUUGUAAUUACGGCCCAUUAUGACUCGUUCGGUCUUGCUCCUUGGCUGGCGUAUGGUGCAGACUCUAAUGGCAGUGGCGUCACCGUUCUUCUCGAGCUGGUUCGACUCUUUCAUCUUCUCUACAGCGACCCACGAAGCCAAGCUCCGUACCAUCUUUUAUUCUCCCUGACUGGUGGUGGUAAAUAUAAUUUCCUGGGCACCAAGCGUUGGCUGGAGGAAAAUAUGGACCAUGCAGAAUCUAGCCUUUUGCAUGAUAAUGUGGCGUUUGUUCUAUGUCUGGACUCUCUUGCCACUGGAGACGAGCUUUUCCUACAUGUUUCACGACCACCUAAGCCUGGAACACCUCAGUACAGCUUUAUUCAGCAGCUGGAGCAGAUCAUCUCUGCCAGGUUCCCCUGGGUUAGAUUUGGAACUGUCCAUAAGAAGAUCAACCUGCAGGAGGCCACCUUGGCUUGGGAUCACGAGCGCUACGGAAUGAAACGUAUCCCAGGAUUCACUCUGUCGCACAUUGAGAACCCUAAAUCAGAGCUAAGAGGAUCAAUACUGGACACCAUGGCACAGGUGGACAUCAGAAAACUCAAGCGGAACACCGUUAUUAUUGCUGAGUCCUUGGCAAGAUUCAUGUACAAUCUUUCAGACAAGGGGUCUGCUAAGGACAUGCAGGUUUUCAAGGGCAGUUUGGAUAUUCAAGACUACCGUUUGUCUGCAUUGAUGACCAUGAUAACGUCUGUUCCACGAGCCGUUCAGCUGAUGGACAGAGAGCCAGAACACACACUCCUGAUCAGCAGCCUGGAGCAAGAGUUCAAACACUAUCUGCGGCAGGUCCAUAGACACACAUUCCACCUGGACCGCAGGGAUCCUGAAAUCACAUUCUUUGAUCAAAUGAAACAACCAAUGAUGAUGUACAGGGUGAAGCCUGCCACCUUUGACCUGUUUUUGGGUGGUUGUAUAGCUGGAUACCUUGGAAUAGUUUAUUAUGCAAUCCAGACCUUUGGCAAUGUCUACACUAAACUGAAAGCAACUGUGAAAGCCAAGCACCAAUAAACUGGAGUAAAGCAGACACAUCAAAGAACCAGUACACAGAGAUGUCUAAAAAAUGGGCAAUGCAAUGCCUGUGAGGACUGAACAUUUUUGGAAUUCACGUCUAGAAUUUAAAGUGACUAUACCUUGUAUUUUAUAAUUCCCUUGCAGUCUCUUUCUGUUUGAUUACCUUUUUUAAAUUAAAGAUCACUUCUCUCUUUUA
Carassius gibelio (silver crucian carp) is the source of this 2013-nucleotide messenger RNA. RefSeq names its product Nicalin-1-like. The transcript is spliced from 16 exons. Gene Ontology annotation, biological process: regulation of signal transduction. Gene Ontology annotation, cellular component: endoplasmic reticulum membrane. The coding region runs from base 144 to 1814 and encodes 556 amino acids. NCBI's taxonomy places the organism in Eukaryota, Metazoa, Chordata, Actinopteri, Cypriniformes, Cyprinidae. The record is from RefSeq and is a predicted model, not a curated record.